AUGCUGAUACUGAGAUCAGAGGAGGAAGCGGAAAUGGCAAGGCGCGGGCCAUUGGCUUCACAGGCUGAAUAUGACUGCACGACGCUGUGUAUACUUGCUGUGCCUUCUUACAUGUCUGCUUCUGACUUGCUGGGGUUUGUGGGUGAGGCGACAAUGGACGACGUUAGUCAUUUUCGCAUGAUUCGCACAGCGCGGGCAAACCGGUAUAUGGUGUUGAUGAAGUUCAGGAGCGGGAAGAAGGCGAGGGAAUGGCAGAAGGAGUGGAAUGGGAAAGUCUUUAACAGUAUGGAGCCAGAGACAUGCCAUGUGGUUUUUGUCAAGUCUGUCGAGAUCCAAGGUGUCGAUCCGGACGCACAAGGUUCAAACCCACCAGGACAGCAAGCUUCCUUACCUACGACUUCCGUACAGCGACCCGGUGUGUCUUCGACGUCGCCCCAGCCCAGCACUCUAGCUGCAGCGCCGCUCUCGACAAAACCUCUUGCCCCUCCCACGCCAUCGUUGAUCGAGCUACCCACAUGCCCCGUUUGCUUGGAACGAAUGGACGAAACCACAGGUCUCCUCACCAUUAUAUGCCAACAUGUCUUCCACUGCACCUGUCUCCAAAAGUGGAAGGGCAGUGGCUGCCCUGUAUGUCGCUACACACAAGACGACUUUCGCAAGACGAGCCAAGGCUUUCCGUUCGACGACGGAAACGUUGAAUGCAGCGUCUGCCACUCCGACGUCAACCUCUGGGUCUGCCUUAUCUGCGGCAAUGUCGGCUGCGGCCGGUAUGACGGCGCCCAUGCCUUUGCGCAUUACAGCCAGACUUCUCACGCCUUCGCCAUGGACCUCUCAACCCAGCGCGUCUGGGACUACAUUGGAGAUGCAUACGUGCACCGUAUUAUCCAGAGUAAAACGGACGGCAAGCUCGUCGAGCUCCCCGCAGCGGACAACAGCGCGCUCGACCCACCCGAUUGGACCGAUGCCGUGCCACGCGAGAAGUUAGAAAACAUGAGCGUUGAGUACACCCACCUACUCACCAGCCAGCUAGAAAGCCAACGCGCCUAUUUCGAAGGCAUACUCGAGCGCGCCGUCGAUAAAGCCUCCCAGGCCAGUACGGCCGCCACUUCUGCUCAAGAAGCCGCCGAUACGGCAACAGCCACCCUCCACAGCCUCGAGGCACAGCACCUCAAACUGACCUCCGAAGUCAUACCCAGUCUUGAACGCGACAAAGCCCGCGCCGAGAAACGGGCGGAGAAAUUCGAGACCAUGGCGAGGAAGAUGGAGCGUGAGUGGCGCGAGGAAAAGACAAUGAAUGAGAGUCUCAUGGCUCGCAUCGAGCACCUUACCAGUGAAGUUGAGGCGCUCAAGGCGAGUAAUCUUGACCUCGCGGAACAAAACCGUGACUUGACUUUCUUUAUUAGUGGAUCAGAGAAAUUGAAGAACCAAGGGGAUGAGGUUGUGCAGGGCACUGUUAGUGUUCCAGAUCCACCGAGUAGUUCAAAAAAGAAAGGGAAGGGGAGGAAAAGGUGA
This is a messenger RNA of Aspergillus nidulans FGSC A4, 1512 nucleotides long. Its product is annotated as putative RING and UBP finger domain protein. The record is from RefSeq and is a predicted model, not a curated record. Gene Ontology annotation, molecular function: zinc ion binding. The coding region runs from base 1 to 1512 and encodes 503 amino acids. The transcript has 3 exons. NCBI's taxonomy places the organism in Eukaryota, Fungi, Ascomycota, Eurotiomycetes, Eurotiales, Aspergillaceae.